Molecule: messenger RNA, 597 nt
Organism: Botrytis sinoallii
Lineage: Eukaryota; Fungi; Ascomycota; Leotiomycetes; Helotiales; Sclerotiniaceae
Exons: 2
Coding region: 1-258 (85 amino acids)
Biological process (GO): mitochondrial respiratory chain complex IV assembly
Cellular component (GO): mitochondrial inner membrane; mitochondrion
Source: RefSeq, a predicted model, not a curated record
AUGGGAGGCCCCAAUCUCGAAGUGUUCAAGUUCGGCAUGUAUAUCAUGUUCCCAAUCGCCAUCAUGUACUAUUACGGUACAAAUCUCGAUCAACGAUUUUCGGUUCCGGAUUUCUGGCCAAGAGUUGAUCAGACUAAUCGUAUACCGUUUGAGAGGGACGAGAUCAAAUCAGAGCUUGAGAGGUUAAGACAGAAGAGACUGUACUUGAGAGAGCAGAGGGUGCGGGGUGCCAAUGGAUCAAACGAAGAGGAGAAAUAGGGAAGAAGAUGGCUAUGAAGAAUGCAACAAUAGAAUAGUGGCAUAUGAAGGGAGUUGAAGGCAGAGAAUUUUACGGAACGACAUUGGUAUAAAAUGGGCUAUAAGGCAGGCUGGCGUUCUAUGAGCACACAUAAGCAAUAUGUUGCAGGGCUGGUCUGGUAGAGAGGACUGGUAGAGGACAUGCAUAUUUUGCUCGACUAUUGCGGAGUUUCAAAGGAUGGAGCCGAAUUAUUCAAUCUUUCUUGAAGCAUGGCUGAGGGGUGAGGGAUGCUUUCUGCUUUAGUACAAAUCCCUCCUAUUGUACAUCCUAUUGUACAUCCUAUUGUACAUCUAGUCUAC